Molecule: messenger RNA, 999 nt
Organism: Lindgomyces ingoldianus
Lineage: Eukaryota; Fungi; Ascomycota; Dothideomycetes; Pleosporales; Lindgomycetaceae
Exons: 4
Coding region: 1-999 (332 amino acids)
Cellular component (GO): cytoplasm
Molecular function (GO): glutathione transferase activity
Source: RefSeq, a predicted model, not a curated record
AUGACCGCCGAAAUCCACAAAGCUGGGACAUCGGACGGCUGGCAUGGCAUAAUCUCUGAAGGAGGCCAAUUCCUACCAGAAAAGGAUCGAUACCAUCUCUACAUAGGCCUCUUCUGUCCCUUUGCACACCGCGUAAACCUCGUUCGACACAUCAAGCAUCUCACCGACAUCAUUACGCUUUCAGUCGUAAAGCCGUAUCCCAAAGGGGACGAAGGUUGGCGGUUUCCAGAGUCGAAUGAAGAGUAUCCAAAUGCGACAGUCGAUCAUCUGUUGGGAGCGAAGUUCCUGCAUGAGAUAUACUUCACGGCGGAUAAAGAGUAUAAGGGGAAAUAUAGCGUGCCUGUACUAUGGGAUAAGAAGACCGGGACCAUCGUCAACAACGAAUCUGCCGAAAUGCUCCGCUGGCUCCCAACAGCCUUCAACACCAUGCUACCCCCAAGCCUCGCAUCCAUCGACCUAUAUCCCGCCGCCCUCCGCACUCAAAUCGACGACCUUUCCCCUUGGAUGCAAAUGAGCAUCAACUUCGGUGUCUACCGCGCCGGUUUCGCACGCACGCAGGAAGACUAUGAGGCCGGCGUCAUCCCACUCUUCGCUGCGCUCAAUAAAGCCGAAGCCCUAAUCGCUAAGAACGGUGGACCAUUCGUCCUGGGAAAUGUCAUGACGGAGCUGGAUGUGAGGUUGUAUGCGACGAUUGUCAGGUUUGAUGCGGUGUAUGUGCAGCAUUUUAAGACGAACCUGGGGACGGUGAGACAUGACUAUCCGGUGCUGAAUAAUUGGCUUAAGGGGCUUUAUUGGAAUGUAGAGGGGUUUAGGGAGAGUACGGAUUUUAGGCAUAUUAAGGAGAAUUACACGAAGAGCCAUUCGGAAGUCAAUCCACUGGCGAUCACACCGCUUGGGCCGUAUCCUAAUGUUGAGGAAGUGUAUGAGGAGGAUUGGAGAAAGUUGAGGGUGGGCGAGGUUCGAAUGCCAGCUGUGUUGGAGGCGGAGAGUAAGAUGUGA